AUGGGAUCGACCGGAGGAUCUCGUGCAGCGGAGGAAGAACAGUGCACGGAGUGGCAGGUGACUGCCGUAGAAUUCUUGCGCGAAUCACAGGCCGCCUCAAGAACAGCAGCUGCUGAACUUGUUGGGCCAAGCAGUAGCACUUUGCUUGCUUCUCUCAAGGAGUGGCUGCAAGAACUAGACCUUUUUACGCUUGCUUGCCUCCUUGACGAGCUCGGUCUAUUGGAAGAGCUACUCGAUUUGGUGAAGCAGCCUGCGCUGCUCCUUGCCGAGCUAUCUGAUCUGCAGCUUCAGAAUUCGAUCCCGCCCUCUGUCACAGUCACAGAUGGCCGUUGGCAUCUCUUCGUUGACCAGGAAGCCGCACUCCUGAAUGCUACCUUGCAAGAUUUGUGCAGGCCUUUUGCCGCCUGGCAGCAUGGAGUGCCAGGCACUGCGGCUCUUUUGCCGUCUCUUCCAGACUUUGCUCACAGAAGUACCCAGCGCAGUGCUGCAAGAUGCUUGGAACCUUCUUGCAGUGUCAAUCUGCGCCAUCGGCGCCUAUGCCUUUGA
Messenger RNA from Symbiodinium necroappetens, 546 nucleotides. Lineage: Eukaryota; Dinophyceae; Suessiales; Symbiodiniaceae. The record is from the annotation of a GenBank genome assembly.